Lentinula edodes (shiitake mushroom) is the source of this 3523-nucleotide messenger RNA. RefSeq names its product NADH-dependent glutamate dehydrogenase. Lineage: Eukaryota; Fungi; Basidiomycota; Agaricomycetes; Agaricales; Omphalotaceae. Gene Ontology annotation, molecular function: L-glutamate dehydrogenase (NAD+) activity. The record is from RefSeq and is a predicted model, not a curated record. Gene Ontology annotation, cellular component: mitochondrion. Bases 302 to 3436 code for a protein of 1044 amino acids. The transcript has 17 exons.
GAAACUUUUUUACUCGGCGGCUUUGGCGGAAGCAUCGGGCGUUCUCAGAGUCAGAAUGCGUUUCAUCGUUCUCGAGCUCCGUUGAAGACUGAAAAGGCUCAUAGCGAUGCAGAAUUACAAUCUUCUUCCCGUCGGCAAUGUGGGCGGAACAUGAAAUAUGCCUCAUAUUAUCAGAUUUCGUAUUUAUACUCGAUCGUGGUCUAUCAGUUCUUUCCCUCCGACUUCCACCAUCCUCAGCGUCGUUGACUUUAUCCAGUAACUGCUUGGGAAGCGUCCGUUACCGACCUCGACGAUAUACAUUAUGCCUUCACACUUGACCGACGCGUCGACGCGUUUAGGCUCCUCGCCAGAUUCACAACUGUCUGUUCCAGGAACUCCUAGGAAUGGUAGCGAUGGCCUCCUGCAUCGUAUCAAAAACGUUCCUGGCUAUACAACACCAGUAUUCAAGGGGAAGGAAGAGCAGAGAGCUCUUGUACAACAGGAGGUUGCUGCAAAGGGUUUCAUCCCUCAAGAGCUCGUCGCCAAUGAAGUCAACUGGUUUUACACUAAUCUCGGCAUCGACGACACGUAUUUCCGCAACGAAUCGCGGGAGGUCAUCUGUGACCACAUCAUUGCGCUCUUCGGGGCUAAAGUGCUCGCGUAUACAAAGCACGAUCCGAGCAAGCUCGUUAUCGAUCUCGAAAAGAUUGAUGAAAACGGCAAUGGCGCGACUUUCAUCUACACCAGUCCCCCCGGUAUAACUGCUACCGAAGGGCCCGGAGCCAGCUGUGAGGCUAGGAUUGACACCCUGUUUCUCGAUAACUCUAAGCCUAGUAUUGCAUACAGGCUCGAAACUUACCGCUCUGCUGGAUCGAUAUCCUCCACUGCUUCUCAACAGCUGCGAUGUUAUUUUGUGAGCAAGUGUGUUUUCCCGGACACCCCUGCCACCAAGGAUGCGGAGGGUAGGACGCAGAUCAGAAGCGUGUCUGACAAGUCGUUUUUGGAGAAGGCGAGCGAGAACACGCUCGAAAUUUACCAAAAGGUUAUGUGGAGCGUUGAGCAGAGAUAUGGCCCUGUUAUGGAGGUAUUCGAGGUUGAAGGUACAAGAGAACGACGAAUUGUUAUCGGUUACAAGAUGGGCGGUACAACGACGUUUUUUAGUGCUCUCUCCAAUCUUUAUCACUUCUACAGCCUCUACUCUGCUCGCAAAUAUGUGGAACAAUUUGCCAACGGCGUCACUAUCAUCUCAUUGUAUCUUAAUCCUGUUCCGAGUAGUAACGCCCCACCGAUCGAACAUUCAAUAUUUCAAGUUAUGAAAGAGGCUUCGUUAUUAUACUGUCUCCCGGAUAACCCAUUCUUCCUUCCCGAGGCUCCCGGCACUCAUGCCGUCCAGGAGGCUACAUAUGCUUACUGCGGUUGGAUAUUUGCCCAACACUUUUGUAACAGGCUUGGUCCAGCGUACUUACAACUCAAGAAUGUUUUGGAUGAGAAUGAUCCCGCUCAUGCAGAAGUGUUGAAUAACAUCAAGAGAAGAUUUAGGGAGGAAACCUUCACGCGGGAGAGUAUUGAAAAAGUUAUUCAUGCUCAUCCAGAACUGAUUCGACUUCUCUACGUAAACUUUGCAAUGAUCCAUUAUCCUGCCUCAGAUAACGCGGGAGAGUUGAUGCCUACUCUCUCUUAUCAACGUUUACAGACUGUUCAACCUCUGUCAGAUGAAGAACUUUAUGAUCGCAUCAGACGAACGGUUCCAAAUAAGCAUGAAUUGCAAGUUUUGGAGAGUUUCUUGAUCUUCAACAAACAUAUUCUCAAAACGAACUUCUACCAGCCCACCAAGGUAGCCCUGUCAUUCCGCCUCGCUCCAGACUUUCUGCCCGAGGUAGAAUAUCCAAAGAAACCGUUUGGGAUGUUCUUCGUUAUCGGAAACGAGUUCCGUGGAUUCCAUAUCCGGUUCAGGGACGUUGCUCGUGGAGGUAUCAGGAUCGUCAUGUCGAGGAAUAAGGAGACAUAUUCCAUCAACCAAAGGAUGUUAUUUGACGAAAACUACAAUCUAGCUUCGACACAGUCUUUGAAGAACAAGGACAUUCCAGAGGGCGGCGCGAAAGGAACCAUUCUCCCCUCCAUUGGUGCCACGCCGAGAUUGUGUUUUGAGAAAUAUGUCGACGCUAUUGUUGACCUACUGAUUCCUGGUAAAACGCCAGGAAUUAAAGAAACGUUGGUGGACUUGUACGGCAAGCCCGAGCUACUGUUCUUUGGGCCCGAUGAGGGAACUGCAGAGAUGAUGGAUUGGGCUGCAUUACAUGCUCGCGAUCGUGGUGCCGAAACAUGGUGGAAGUCGUUCACCACUGGGAAAAGUGCUGAGACGCUGGGUGGAGUACCGCACGACACCUAUGGCAUGACUUCGCUAUCCAUCAGACAGUAUGUGCUGGGAAUCUACAAGCAGUUGGGCUUGAAGGAGAAGGACAUCACGAAGGUGCAAACUGGUGGACCCGAUGGAGAUCUUGGAUCAAACGAAAUUUUGCUUAGCUCUGACAAAACUAUUGCCAUCAUCGAUGGAAGUGGUGUUCUGGCCGAUCCUGCUGGUCUUGACCGUGAUGAGCUUGUUCGUUUAGCAAAACUCCGUGUACCUGUUGGGCACUUUGACAAAUCAAAACUGAGCAAAGAUGGAUAUUUGGUCAAAGUUGAGGAGCAAGAUGUCAAGCUACCUUCUGGCGAAAUUGUUCUCGACGGCACUGAUUUCCGUAACGGAGCCCAUUUGAGGUAUAAGGCGGACCUAUUUGUGCCUUGCGGUGGACGACCAGAGGCUGUCAACAUCUCGAACAUGGCGGCACUCUUUGAUGGCGAGGGCAAACCUCACUUCAAGUAUAUCGUCGAGGGCGCCAACCUGUUCCUCACCCAACAGGCUCGAUUGUUUCUAGAGAAGCGCAAAGUGGUCGUUUUCAAGGAUUCGAGCACCAAUAAAGGUGGUGUGACAAGUUCCUCGAUGGAGGUCCUGGCAGGACUCGCCCUUUCGACUCAAGAAUACGUCGACCUGAUGAUUUUCAAAGAUGGAAAGCCUUCCGAAUUCUACCAGAACUAUGUCCGAGAUAUUCAAGAAAAAAUCACUGAGAACGCAGCGGCAGAAUUCAACUGUAUAUGGAAGGAAUACUCGCGCCUACACGGAACAAAACCCCGAACAAAUAUUUCCGAUGAGCUCUCGUCUACCUUGAACAACCUGCAGGCGGAGUUGGAGAGUUCUGAUCUCUUCGACGACGUUCCGAGCAGAAAUGGGGUGUUGACGCGCGCCAUACCGAGAACAUUGGUUGAUAAAAUUGGACUGGAUUCUUUGUUGAAGCGUCUGCCGGAGACGUACCAACGAGCACUCUUCUCCAGCUGGGUUGCGUCGCACUUUAUCUACAAAUACGGCGUAAAUGGGUCGAGCGUAGAUUUCUUCCAUUUUGCCAGAGACCUUUCAAAAUAGCGAAAGAUAGAAGGAAAUUUAAAUUAGUGUAACUAUACAGAUACUGUAUUUUUUUGUAAUGCAGGUGAUGAAUCGUGAAACGAGCCC